Messenger RNA from Penicillium malachiteum, 3813 nucleotides. RefSeq lists its product as uncharacterized. Gene Ontology annotation, molecular function: ATP binding; ABC-type transporter activity; ATP hydrolysis activity. The record is from RefSeq and is a predicted model, not a curated record. Gene Ontology annotation, biological process: transmembrane transport. The coding region runs from base 1 to 3813 and encodes 1270 amino acids. Gene Ontology annotation, cellular component: membrane. The transcript is spliced from 12 exons. Lineage: Eukaryota; Fungi; Ascomycota; Eurotiomycetes; Eurotiales; Aspergillaceae.
AUGAUGGCAUGCUCAAAAAAUAGUGACAAUAAAUUUGGUCCUCGGAUUGACCCCAAUUGUCGCUCAUUUGACUUCACUCUGCUGUUUGAGGAUGCGUUCUUUUCAUUGCUUCCUGCGACACUUUUUCUCGUGCUUAUUCCCUCGCGACUUUGUGUUCUUUGGAGAACGCCUACCAAAUUACACUCUUAUCGAUUGGCAAUCGUGAAAUUGAGUAUAUUACUUGGCCUGAUGAUUCUCCAUGUUUUGGAUACGGCCCUUCUGGUUGGGGACCCAGCUCUUCGCACUGACCUAGGAACGCCCUCGAGAAUCAUUAACGUUGUCGCCACACUAACCGCUAUAUUCCUUUCUUUUCUUGAAGAUCAGCGAUCAGUAAAACCAUCAGAUCUGCUGGUUCUCUAUUACUCGGCUAUCACUCUCCUGAAUCUUCCACAGAUCCGCUCUCUUUGGCAAAUUCCCAAUGCAACCCAAGCCUCUCGCAUCCUGUCCAUUAUGAUCCUCAUUCUCAACUUUGGAAUACUGGUGGCAGAAUCAAUUCACAAACAAAACUUCCUCAGUCCCAAUGACCAAAGCAAAUCAACCAAGGAAGCCACCUAUGGGUUUUGGGGCAAAAGCAUGCUUCUUUGGACAUUGACAUUGUUCCAGACAGGCUAUUCCAAGACCUUGACCAUCGAGGAUAUCCCUGAAGUAGAUGUGGAUCAACAGGCACAGCAGACAGAAGAAGAAUUGCAAAUAGCGUGGACAGCAACAAAAGGCCGUCAUCGAUUAAUGAAAUCGGUCUUCUCUGCGUACCGUUGGACCCUUAUAUUCGGGGUCGUGUCCCGUCUAUGCUUGGCCGUGUUCACCUUUUGCCAACCUUUCCUCAUCAACGCUACUGUGAACUACAUGAAUAAUGAAAUAACGGCCGAGACUAAACAGCGCGGCCAGGGACUUAUUGGAGCUUAUGUUUUAGUUUACUUGGGUCUAGUAUCCGCUCAAAAGGUCUCUAACUCGGUUUACAAGCAACAGAUGAACCGAUUCAGCACUAUGGCCCAAUCUGGAUUGAUUUCUAUAAUCUUUACGCAAACCACUCGGCUCAAGGCUAGUGAUGUUACUGAUUCAGCGGCUCUCACCCUCAUGGGGACAGAUACCGAGAGGAUUGUGUCGAAUCUCAGAAAUAGUAUCCACGAAACCUGGGCAAAUGUCCUAGAGGUGGGAGUUGCUGUUUGGCUUCUAGAGCGGCAGAUCAAUAUAUCCUGUGUAGUUCCUCGGGUCAUUGCCAUAGGCUCCGUGUUGGCAGCAGCUCCCCUCUCUAGCAGAAUGGGAAAGGCUCAAGGUCAGUGGGUUGAGCGGGUUCAAAGCCGAGUCUCUAUGACUUCCAACUUGCUACGAGAUAUCAAAUCUGUUAACAUGCUUGGACUCUCUGGUGUGAUGUACAACUAUAUCACCACGCUACGAAAGGCAGAGUUGGAAACUUCAAAGAGGUUCCAAAAGCUCUUGAUAGUUGAAAUUGCGUUGGUGACCAACCCACUUCUCAAAUUCAUCCAAUCAAUACCUUCACUAAAGGAAGCAAUGGCUUGUUUUGAUCGAAUUGAAGGGUACUGUUCAAAGCCUAUUGUCCAUUCAAUACAAACCAGCAGCCUUUCGAAAGAAAGCAAUAAAGACGCUAUUGAGUUGGUUUUUAACCCCCCCCCCCCUCCGAAAUCAAAUAAUGGAGUCGCAAUUGCCUUCAACAACGCCACAAUCUCAUGGUCCAAGGACGGUGACCAUCAUCUUCAUGGCAUCAGCCUGUCAGUGCCUUGGAUUCUAAACUCCAGUGUCCGCGAAAACAUCAUUCUCGGAUCUGAGCUCAACUCCGAAUGGUAUGGAUUUUCGACAUCGGUAUGUGGGUUGAAAGCCGAUUUGCAAAAGAUGCCCAGCGGAGAUUCAUUCCAGGCAGGGAGUAAUGGAGUCUGCCUCAGUGGCGGGCAGAAAAAACGAAUCUCUCUCUGUCGAGCGAUUUACUCAAGAGCAAAACUAGUUAUUCUCGAUGACGUGUUUUGUGGAGUUGAUGCACAUAAUAUCAACCUGAUAUCGAAUGGUCUUUUCAGUCAACACGGUUACUUCCGGUCGGCGGGGAUAACUGUUCUUCUGGUAACUCAUACUGAGCCUUUGCUGCAGCACGCGGAUGAAAUCAUUGUCCUUGAAGAUGGAAGGAUUGUCGACACUGGAUCAUAUGAGGCGAUAAUUCGCCGAAAGCCGGAUAUAUCUACCAAGGCCUUGACAAACACGAACCAAGUCAGAGAGGAUGGUGUUUUCCAAGUCGCAGAGCGAGAAAAUGAGAAUCAAAAGAGAGCUCCAAACACAGCGCCACCUGCUUCGCCCUCAACUCCUAAAACUACAGAUCACACUAAACGAAACGGCGCCUGGUCUGUAUACAAAUACUAUUAUGAUAGCGCUGGAUUUACUCCGUUCGCUUUUUUCUUGUUCUUCACGUUGAUAGAGGCAUUCUGCAGCAAUUUUAUUACAUUGUGGCUUGAGUGGUGGGUAGCGGCGAAUGAACAGCAACCAAACAAGGACCUGGCGAUGCACCUUGGAGUCUACGCUUUGCUCUGGGUUUUGUCCUUUACAACCUUGAUUGGUAGUUUGUGGGCAUUGAUCAUUCCAAUCAUCAACAAUACCGGACUGAAUCUUCACACAUAUCUUCUACAAAAAACAUCAAGAGCUCCAUUCGCGUUCCUUCAGACCACAGACCAUGGAAGCUUGACAAACAGAUUCAGUCAGGAUAUGGAUUUUAUGGAUAUGGCACUUCCCCUUUACGCAUCAAUGUUUUCCGCUGGGAUCGCCAAUUGUGCUGUUCAAGUGACCAUCUUAUGUGUCCUUGGCAAGUACCUAGCGGCAUCGGUUCCCGCACUUCUUGUCGGUAUGGUGAUACUCCAAAGAUAUUACCUUCGUACAUCACGCCAGAUGCGGCUUCUGGAUAUCAAAGCCAAGGCUCCUUUGUACAGUCAUUUUGCCGAGUCCGUGCAAGGCAUCAGCACCAUUCGCACUUUCAAUUUCGAGUCACAUUUUCAGCAAAAAAUGCAACAUUUCCUGAAUCGGUCUCAACGUCCUUUCUACAUGCUAUACUGCAUUCAACAGUGGCUGACUCUUGUCAUGAAUCUCACCGUUGGUGCUAUUGCUGUCAUCAUUGUAUCAAUGGCCACCUCAUUAAGAUCUCAGUACACUGGUGCUGCUAUUGGUGUUGCUCUCAAUCUUGUUCUGUCUUUGAAUGAUAGUCUUUCCAACACUCUUCAAUGCUGGACUAGUCUUGAGACGUGUAUUGGUGCUGUCUCACGAGUGCAGCAAUUUACUAAGACUACUCCUUGUGACAAGGAAAAUAAUUUGGAUGACUCCCAUUUAAUCGGAUCUUCGGUCUACUCUGAUAACCAAUAUACAAUCAGUUUUCAGGAUUUGACUGCAGGAUAUGACCUAAGCGGCCCGCCAGUCUUGAAAAGCAUUUCUCUCACAUUUGCACCAGGAGAGAAGAUUGCUAUAUGUGGUGCCUCUGGUAGUGGGAAAUCAUCCCUCAUCAUGUCAAUUCUGCGUAUGAAUCAAAUACAUUCGGGAAGUCUACGCAUCAACGGCCGAGAUCUUGUGGAAUUUACGCACCAAGAAAUCCACGCCCUCAUGAGCGUCAUUCCUCAAGAUCCCUUGAUUAUAUCCCCUGGUACAGUCCGAUUCAAUAUCGACCCUCUCAAUUUGGCCUCGGAUAAAGACGUCAAAUCUGCUUUACAGAAAGUCGGCCUCUGGAAUCGAAUCAACGCCAGGGGAGAGAUGAUAACGGCCAGGACAAGACUGACACUGAAAGUGUAUUAG